GUGAGAGAGAGAGAGAGAGAGAGGGAGAGAGAGAGGGAGAGAGAGAGAGGGUUAGAGUAAGUGCUCGCUCUGCAGUAGUAGUUGUUGGUGUCCCGGUUCAGAGUCGUGCUGUGUCUGAGUCCCGUCUGGGUGUUUAUCUCGUGUUUUGUCGUGUUUAUCUCGUGUUUUGUCGUGUUUUGUCGUGCUUCAUCGUGUCUCCCGGGUGUUUAGCGGCGGGCCGACUGGUCGACUGACUGACCGAGUGUGUGUGUGUGUGCUGUGGUCAGCGGGUCCGCGGGCAGCAUGAUGUCGUUCAUAAAGCAGCAGCCGCACUACGCGAUGAACGGGCUCCCGCUGCCCGGGGCUGCGGGGAUGGAGCUGGUUCACACGGCCGUGGCCUACCCGGCCACCCCGAGAAAGCAGCGUAGGGAGCGGACCACCUUCACCCGCACCCAGCUGGACAUUCUGGAGGCUCUGUUCACGAAGACGCGCUACCCAGACAUCUUCAUGAGGGAGGAGGUGGCGCUCAAAAUCAACCUGCCUGAGUCCAGAGUACAGGUUUGGUUCAAGAACCGCCGUGCCAAAUGCCGCCAACAGCAGCAGCAGUCUAGUGGCCAGCCCAAGCCCCGUCCCCCCAAGAAGAAGUCUUCUCCACCACCGGAGCUGCCUUCUGAUCCUGGCUCAGGUUCCUCCGUGGCCCCACCCCCAGCCCCACCUGUGGUGGUCCCCAGCUCCAGUGCCGCUGUUGCCACGGCACCUGUGUCUGUUUGGAGCCCCACCUCUUUGUCACCGCUCUCAGACCCCCUGUGUGGCACAGGAACCCCCUGCAUGCAACGUCCUGCACCCUACCCAAUGAGCUAUGGCCAGCCAUCAUCCUACGGCCAGGGCUAUGGCACGUCACCGUAUUUCGGCGGCCUUGACUGCAGCCCCUACCUGUCUCCCAUGACCUCGCAGUUGUCUGCCAGUGGGGGUGCCCUGUCGCCUCUGGCUGUGCCAUCCAUGGGAGGCUCCCUGAGCCAGUCGCCCUCACUCUCCUCACAGGGCUAUGGCGCUUCUUCGCUGGGCUUCAGCUCCGUCGACUGCCUGGACUACAAGGACCAGCAGGCUUGGAAGCUCAACUUUAGCACCGUGGACUGCCUCGACCACAAGUUCCAGUGCAUUAUGCAGGGAGCAGGGAGCCAUUCAAGAUUCAGCUAGCAAGAAAAGAAGAGGGAUCGCAAAGAUGGAAGAGAGUGAGCACAAUCAGAGCCGUGUUUAACUCCAGUGACUUUUACAGACUGAGUCGGAAAUGAUUCACACUACGAUGAUGGAGAAACAAGGCAGCCGCUUCUCCAAGGCUCAGACUGAGAGCAAAUCGACUUCUCCAGAAUCUUGAUCAGUCAUCAGUAUUAUGAAUUUACCUCACACGCACACAUACAGACACACAGGCAAGGAACUUUCACACACAUAUUCAGAGAAGUAUCUCUUAGCCCAGUCUCUGUCCAGCUGUAUUCAACGGCACCGCCGACAUCUUUCUACUUUCUACUUCAAUUUGAUUUAUCUUCUAGGAGACUAUAGGAUUUACUGUGUUGUGCUUUUAGCUUGCUGUUAUUGAUGUAUUGUUCUGUUAAGUUACGCCAGAUUGUACGGUGUGCUUUUAUGCUAGAUCGAGAUAUCAUUAAACUUGACUUGUUAUUGAAA
Pygocentrus nattereri (red-bellied piranha) is the source of this 1659-nucleotide messenger RNA. It is a transcript of the gene crx, whose product is annotated as cone-rod homeobox. The record is from RefSeq and is a predicted model, not a curated record. Gene Ontology annotation, cellular component: nucleus. The transcript is spliced from 4 exons. The coding region runs from base 283 to 1176 and encodes 297 amino acids. Gene Ontology annotation, biological process: regulation of transcription by RNA polymerase II; multicellular organism development. Gene Ontology annotation, molecular function: DNA-binding transcription factor activity, RNA polymerase II-specific; RNA polymerase II cis-regulatory region sequence-specific DNA binding. NCBI's taxonomy places the organism in Eukaryota, Metazoa, Chordata, Actinopteri, Characiformes, Serrasalmidae.